Messenger RNA from Diaporthe amygdali, 1146 nucleotides. RefSeq names its product sam binding domain-containing protein containing protein. NCBI's taxonomy places the organism in Eukaryota, Fungi, Ascomycota, Sordariomycetes, Diaporthales, Diaporthaceae. The record is from RefSeq and is a predicted model, not a curated record. The transcript has a single exon. The coding region runs from base 1 to 1146 and encodes 381 amino acids.
AUGCGGUCUCGCUUUCUUCCUUCGACGGCAUCAUCACAGUCCAAUUUAUCGGAGACCACCAUAGAGGCAUCUUCUGCCGGACCCCAGAAGAAAACAUAUGAAAAGCUUCUGAUUUCGAAGGGGAAAAGGACCUAUCUCAACGACAAUGAAGGACGAUUUAUCUACCCCCUACCCGUCGACCUCAUCGAGUCGAAUCGUCACGUUAUGAUGGCCCUCCUCACAUCGGCUGUCUUCGAAACGCCGCUCCUGUCGCCGGAGCUUCUGCAAAACCCACCCCGCCGCGUCCUCGAGAUCGGCUGCGACACCGGCUUCUGGAGUUCUUUGUGCCAUCGGUACUUCCAAAGCAGGGGCCACCAAGUGUCUUUCGUCGGCAUCGAUAUAAAGGCCCCAACUGGCGUCAACGAAUCUUAUCAGAACUUGGGCAUGGAUUGGCAGUAUAUCCAGUAUGAUCUGCGUGAGCCGGAAUGGCCCGUCGAGGACGGAUCCGUGGACCUCGUGAUGGCACGGAACAUGGCACUAGUUUUCGACGGGCUGGGGUACUCACACGCUACGAGUGAGGCCGUACGGGUGCUGAAGCCCGGCGGCACCUUCGAGUUAUGGGUGCACGAUUUCGUAAUCCGAUCGCUCAAGCCAGAGGUACAGGCUGAGUGUGACCCAGAUCAUACCCGCCUGGGGGUCUACCCGAUCGGGAAGACAGAUUCAUUGGGACCACCUAUCAAUCCGUACAUCAAGGAGUAUAACACAUGGCUGACGACAGCACUCGGGGACUUGGGCUUGUCAGCAAUGCCAUCCGCCUUGGUUGGACCACUACUGACAGGGCAUCUUGUCGAAGGCGCAGAAGCUCUGGAAGAAAUAAUUAGUAAGAGAGUGGCCGUUCCGCUAAGCACUAUCAAAUGGGAGCGUGAGGGCGGACGUCCAAGGGUUCUGACCAAGGAUCAGGCUGCCAUUCGCCAGUCUACACGGGACAAUUUUAUCGGGAUGGUCGAGGCCUUCGAGUCUUUGCUCAGGAAUCCUCAUCUGAGGAGAGAUUAUGAAUGGGAAGAAUGGCUCGAGAGGGCAAAAGUGGACUGGAUGCAGAGGAGUGGUUUAAGUAUGGGUGAAUGCUUGGAGUUUGGAGUAUUCUGUUUCAAGAAAAAGAUAGAUUGA